Messenger RNA from Schizophyllum commune H4-8, 2358 nucleotides. RefSeq lists its product as uncharacterized. The coding region runs from base 325 to 1989 and encodes 554 amino acids. The transcript is spliced from 3 exons. The record is from RefSeq and is a predicted model, not a curated record. Lineage: Eukaryota; Fungi; Basidiomycota; Agaricomycetes; Agaricales; Schizophyllaceae.
AUAGAAAACGCCAUGCGCUACUUACCACGGGACGUCGAUUGCGAAAACUCUCCCCAAUACGUGGGCGUCCCAGCCAGUUAACCCGGCCGUCCCCAGUCCAGUCGAUUGGUGAUGUUCCUUGUCCUCGACGGCCACAUUCUCGCAGCGUUCGAAGCUCUCCCUUAUCACACCACCCUGUAUAUCCCUACGCUCCCCCUUCAGCUUUGGCCUCGUCGAAGCGGAGCCACUCGCGGAGACUGAAACGCGCAAAGGAACAGACGCGUCCGUUUGCGAACAAACAGCCACUUGGCCCUUUGCUCCCUCUCCUCUCAUCCGGUGGUGGUCAUGUCCUUUGAUGGCUUUCAGAACAUCUAUGCGCAGCCUCAGCAGCCAUCCACUAUGCCUCCUUCGCAGUUCUCCCCCCAGAUCCCUCAGCAGCAGCAGCAACCGCAGGGGAACUGGCAGUCGCAGGCUUCCAAUGACGCGUUCUACGCAUCGCAACGGCCAGACACGCAACACCAGCAAGCCUACUACCCUCGGCAAGGCCAAUUGAGCGCGUACGAUGCGUCCAGUCAGCCCCAGAGCGUCGAACAACGCAUGUACGCUGCCUCUCAGAUGCAAGCCCAGGCGAACGCUCAGUAUUAUCGGCAAUCUAUGUCCAACGGCGCUCAACAACAGCACCAAGUCCCACAGCACCAGCCUAUUCAAGCGCGUCCGCCGCCUCCCCGCAAUGAACUCGAGUCAGCUCUCGGAAUUUCCCCCUCUACGCCACAGUCGCCCUUCUCCGCUCCUGUUCAGACGCAACCGCCCUUACAUCCUGCCAAGAUGUUUCCCCCUGUCCCUCCUGCCCACACCGACAACGUUCUCGCCAUGCAGAUUCGGCAUCUCUUCGAGCAGCUUUCCGUCAUGAAACGCGACGCCGACAACGAGCGCGAGUGCACCAGAGUACGCGAGGAAGGCCUCCAGGACGACAUUAAGGCCCUCCGAACAGAAUUGAACGAGAAGGCAGAGCGCUUCGAGUGCUCCGAACGCGAACUCAACGAACAAAUCACCAGCCUGCGAAACCAACUGGCCACCCUCACCCAAUCACCACCUCGCGGGCCAUGGGCUCAGCCUCAUUUCUCCGCUUCCCGGCCUUCCGUACAACCUGGCAUGCCACCACCAUCUCCCGUGUCCCUUCCUUCGGUAGAGUCCCCUUACGCGGACUCCCCCGCGAUGCGCCAUCAACAUCUCGUGCCGCCACCAAAUGCAGGAUUCCCGCCCUCGGGGCCCUUUCAACACCAGCAGAUGAUGCGUAUGCGAGCACACGAGUCUUCGCCUCGAUUCGCUAUGUCACACCCUCCUGUGCCGAUGCCUCAGCAACCUCCCCAACACCUACAACAACAGGGUCAGGCGCACGGGCAGCCUCAACUUGCUUUAUCGCCGCCUUCGUCCGCUAUGGCGAUGGGGCAGCUGCCUAUGCCGUCGAUCUCCCAGUUCCACUCAACUAGCGCACCGUCGCAUGCGCCACCACCCCCUGCUCCCGCGCAGGCGCCUGACUCACACAAACCCCAGUCGACCCUCGGCAAGCGUAAGUCGGAGAAUGAGGACGACUUGCAGGAUAAGCACAAGAAGCCCGCGCCGUCUCCCUCCUCCACGAUCACCACUACGCAGGAAGCACUCAUCGCGCACUCCCUACACUGCAUGGGCGUAGCCGAAGACGCCCCCCUCCCUGACGAACCCUUUGAACCCGGCUUGCCAUGGCCCGCUUCAGAACCUGUACGCUUCGCAUGGUCCACCACGCUCCGCCGCUCGAAGCAUAACCAGAAUAUGGUCAAACGCAUCGCGGCGGACAUUGUGCAGAAUAAGGACCGAUAUCCCGGCGUGCCGGCGGGCGAGCUGGACACUGAGGAGUCGUUGACUGGGGCGAUGGCGUCGGUGUACGAGACUCUGCGCGAGAGGUAUAAGCAGCAGCAAGGGAGGGGAAGGAAGCGGCCGGCUAGCCAGGGAAAGGCGAAGGCGAAGCGAUAGGACUUCGUCGGCGCUGAUGAUACUUAUACUUGGCUGUCUGCUCUCAAUCGGUAUUCCGGAUUCUUGGUUUGCAAGUCUCGCUUGCUUGCUACUCACAUACACGCAUCGCACAUCGUCUCAGCAUGUUUCCGCACCAUGUUUACAAAACAUGCCAAUCUUCAAUCGCUAUCCGUCGUCGCCUCGGGCCUUAACUUAUCUACUGCUCGAUACUGGGAUACUGGAUUUAUGCACUGACGUUCGGGCUUUUGUACUGUACACACUACUAGUAGCUAUGUUCCUGUAGCCACGGAUGGCCUUGCCCCCGAUGCCAGAAACGACGCAGCCUGUCUGCGUCAGACUGUUCCCCCUGCUUCAGCUAUCACUUCUGUC